GGAGGAGGAAAAAACUGAAAAUGGGUUUUAGUAUUCCCAAUACUGUCACCAAAAUACUGAAAAUUUGAACCCGGAAGUGAAAGGAAUGGGGAACAAUAAUAAGGUUACACCCAAAGCCUCCAAAUCCCCGUUGCCGACUGAGUGAUGCUAGGCGGUGAGGAAGGGGUCCGAGACUAUGGCUUUCCCUGAGCCAAAGCCUCGGGGCCCGGAGCUGCCGCAGAAACGGUUGAAGACGCUGGACUGCGAGCAAGGGGCAGUACGAGCCGUGAGAUUUAACGUGGACGGUAAUUACUGCCUGACGUGCGGCAGCGACAAGACCCUGAAGCUCUGGAACCCACUGCGGGGGACGCUACUCCGUACCUAUAGCGGCCACGGCUACGAGGUGCUGGACGCGGCCGGUUCCUUUGACAAUAGCAAUCUCUGCUCCGGCGGCGGGGACAAAGCAGUGGUGCUAUGGGAUGUGGCAUCCGGGCAGGUCGUGCGCAAAUUCCGGGGCCACGCGGGGAAGGUGAACACAGUGCAGUUUAAUGAAGAAGCUACACUCAUACUGUCUGGCUCUAUCGAUUCCAGUGUGCGAUGCUGGGACUGUCGUUCACGGAGGCCUGAGCCAGUGCAGACACUGGAUGAGGCGAGGGAUGGCAUAUCUAGUGUGAAGGUGUCAGAUCAUGAGGUCCUUGCAGGAUCUGUGGACGGCCGCGUGAGGCGUUAUGACCUGAGGAUGGGGCAGCUCUUCUCGGACUACGUGGGCAGCCCCAUCACCUGUGCCUGCUUCAGCCGGGAUGGGCAGUGCUUGCUGGUGUCCAGCCUGGACUCCACCCUGCGGCUUCUGGACAAAGACACCGGCGAGCUGCUGGGCGAGUACACAGGCCAUCAGAACAAGCAGUACAAGCUGGACUGCUGCCUGAGUGAGCGUGACACUCAUGUGGUCAGCUGCUCCGAGGAUGGGAAGGUGUUCUUCUGGGACCUGGUGGAGGGUUCCCUGGCACUGGCCCUACCUGUGGGUCCCGGUGUUGUGCAGUCACUGGCCUUCCAUCCCACAGAGCCCUGCCUGCUGACCGCCAUGGCGGGAAGAAUCCAGUGCUGGCGAGAAGAGGCCUAUGAGGCGGAAGGUGGAGCAGGCUAGGCCUGGGACUGCCACCAGAUCCAAGGACCAAGACAACUGCAAAGGGCUGCCAGGCACCCUUUAUUCUAGAGAUGCUGCAGGCCAAGGAGUGGGAGAGGGGCAGAGUCUACAAAUUAAUAAAUAGAGGACGGGUGAGGCCUUCAGGGGCUGCAUCCACUCAGUCCUCGUUCUUCUCAGCCGUGAAAGCACCUGCCUUCUUGGCAAAGGUUUCAGCCACAAGCAGGGGGAAGACCAGGGAGGCGUCAGCGUAGACCUGUAGAGGGGACCUAGGUGAGCCUCAAACCCAUGGCCACAGCCCAGGAGACCCUGCCCCCCACCCAGCCAGCCUCUACCUUGACUGGCUGCGCAUCCAUCCGGAUCUUGCCCCAAGAAACAGCCUCAUCCGGCCGGGCACCAGAAUCCGAGCCAUCAAAUUCCUGGGCCGUGUUGAUGUAGACAGCAUAGUCAGCCCCAUUGCGCUGUAGGGAAAGGCAGAGUGGGCCUGGUCAGCCGGUCAUCAGACAGGAGACGAAGAAGCAGGACAUCAGCCAAAGAGACUGAGGGUUGUGUCAGCCAAAGGAAGCCCUCAAAAGUUCUUUUUUUCUAGGGAAGCUUCAAGUUGUGUGUAUACAAAAUAUCAAUGAAUUUCAUCUUUGGACUUGAGUAUCUUCCCCAAGAUAUCUCAUGUAUAUGCAGAUCUUCCAAAAUAGGAAAAAAUAUCCCCAAACUGAAACACUUUGGGGCCCAAUCA
Molecule: messenger RNA, 1853 nt
Organism: Ictidomys tridecemlineatus (thirteen-lined ground squirrel)
Lineage: Eukaryota; Metazoa; Chordata; Mammalia; Rodentia; Sciuridae
Gene: Wdr83
Product: WD repeat domain 83
Biological process (GO): mRNA splicing, via spliceosome
Cellular component (GO): catalytic step 2 spliceosome
Molecular function (GO): protein binding
Source: RefSeq, a predicted model, not a curated record